UAACAUCUCUUUGUUUUAUAUUUGACAUACUUUAAUAUAAAAAAACUAAAGGAAGAUAAAUAAUAAAUGUGAUUUUUCUCUGCAUAAUUUACUUUCAGCAAUUCAGAAAAUUCGUUAGUAAAAUAUAAAAUAAUUGAAAACGUUGUACAUAUGCGGAUCUAUAAACUAAAAAUAAAUUGGAGCCUGUUUGGCGGGAUAACUGAUCUGAGAUAACCUAACAGUGGUUAGGAAUUCACGAUUGGAUUUUAUUCCUUUUAGCGUUGGUAAUUUUACUCGAAACAGAAGAUUCAAACGAAAUCAAGCACCAAAUUCGAAAUUCAAUUUUGUUCAUUUUUAAUUGUUAUUAAUAUACUUUGGUUAUGGCUAUUUUUGUUUAACUUCCUUUUCAUUUUCGAUUACAAAACAUAGCUCGAUCCAAAAAAUAGCCGCAAUUCAUCCUUUCAUUAAUUACGAGAACGGAGUAACUAUUUCCGUUUCCUUGUCGUGUAGCAGGGACUUGGUGAAUUAACGGUGUUUAUCGUUGGAGUAUAUUGGUGAUAUGCGAUUAUACAUUCGUGUACACAAGUAAAGCCUAUGCCUAUAUAUGCAUGCAUCUCGUAUAGAGCACACUGAGGGCUUCGCCGCUUUUAGAAGAGCGAUCCAGACUGUGACGAUUUUGUGUGCGUAGAUAUGCGUACGUUUGUAUACUGGGCGACUCAAAAAUAGGGAUUUGUGUUAUGUAAAAUAUGAAUCCAUUAAAAGUUUAUUUAAUUUUGAGAAAAUAUAUCAUAAUGAAAUAUCUCCUUUUAUUUCAUUACUUUAUUUCCUAACUUUAUUACAUAAAUGUUUAUAAAAUCACGCGAAGAACUAUCUCUCGAGAAAAACGUUUAUUUCUGCAUUUGCAAUAAGAGACUAUAAAGGCAAUAUUUGUGGAGGUAUGUCAGCGUGUGACAAGCAAAUUGAUUAAUUUAAUUAUUACCGAAGUGAAUUUCAAGGGAUUAGGUUGAGUAUUAAAUUUGUUUAUUGUACGUUUAUACCAGUGUUAUAUCUAUUUCGAGAAAUAUCAUAACGAUAAUAUUUUAAAGAAAGUCGUAUGACUUUGUUAUUUUUAAAUUGGAUUUAUGAAUGCGAAAACUGAUAUGUAUCGUUUAACUGUGCUGAUGCUGGUUGUAUUGUAAAUUCUUAGAUUUCUGAUUUUACCUGUUUUUCCCUAUUUUCGUCAUAUUUUUGAGCCACCUUGUAUGCACACUCGUGUGAACAUAUUUAUCUUCGUGUAACCAUACGCUGCACUUAUAGAUCCUUAAGUGCCAACGCUGAUACAUAUUAAGUGUUUCCACAAACAUGUAAUUAGAAUUAUAGAUCUUAUCUGUUUAUGAAAAUAUUAUUUUCUUACAUCAAAUUAACGACGUGGAAAGUAGUGUAUUAAAACACGGUAGAAUGACUAAUUACGAAUUGACGAUUUGGAAGCAGAUUGGCAAGUUAAUUUUCAAAUGCAAUUAUCGCAUCGAUUACGGCAUAAUUACAUUUACGUACUAAGUGAAAAAAGGUAGCUAUCUACAAGUUAUUCUAUUCUAAAGUUUCAUAUAAAAACAGCUCAUACACUUACUAACGAGUACAAACUCGAAUUAAAAUAAUCACUGAUUCUUCCUUUUGUUCUUUGCAGCUCUAUCAUUCCACGAUAUUAGUAAACAAAAAGGAAAAAAGAAAAAUAUACGUUUCAUAACUUCGUAAUCGCGCCAAACAUUCUACACUCACGUAUCUAACCACACGCAAACGUCAGCCGGCGAUCAACGUCGCACUUACACACAGACAACCGCUAUUCAGUGUGUCCCAUUCUCAUUGGCUUAUAGACGAGCCAUUACAGAGUCCAUGGAGUAACAAUGUUUGUCAGUCGACGGGUAACUUUGCCAGAUCACAUAUCGAAAUUGUCGCGUCGAUCCUCGAUCGAUUCUUCGCCGGGUUUUCUCGUAGGACAGGGCGGAACGAUAGAUCCACGUUGUUUCUGUUACUUUAUCGAUCAUGUAUUGGAAAGUGUGCGUGAUUUUUGUAGCCAUGGCUGGUGCUACUAGAGGCUGGGACCUGGCAAGCGGAUUGAAAUAUAAACUGACGACAACAUUGCUGUUUAGCGAGGCAGCUCCGUCGAAAUCCAGCGGGGACGUUGGCUUUCGAUUAACCGGCGAAUUGGAUGUAACCGCCGUUUGGCAGAAACCGGAUGAUCCGAGUAGCUUUUUGCUGAAUAUCGAGGACUUGGCAGGAAAACAUUGAAUAAUAACUACAUGACUAGCCUGUAUACGCUUCCUGAUGACUCACGAAGGUUACUGCACAAAAUAUUUGGGGAAUUGAUUUAAUUAGAUCGCUCCUGCAACCACAACUGUGGAUCAAAUCUCGAAGUGCUCCAGAACUAGAAGGAUUCGUCGAACACUCCUCCAGAAUAAACGCCCUUGCACAGAAACCUUUGCUAAUAUUUUGGAGAAACGGCGACGUAAAUUCCAUCUUCAUGGAUACCGCAGAGAGCGUCUCUUCGGCAAACCUCAAACGUGGCUUAGCUAGUUUAUUCCAAUAUACAGUGUUCGAUAGCGACGUCGAGGAACGAGAUGCUUCCGGUCUCUGUAAAGUAACGUACCAUUCUUUGGGACCGAGGACAAUGGGAAAACGAAAAAUAUCCUGCAAGCAAAAUAUUCUACCACCAAAGAAACGGCAUUCGAAUCCAUUGUUCGGCGUGAAGCUUACGAGUACUCGUAAUUCAACCUACGAACUCACGGAGCAGUUUUUGCCUAGCUUGAUUCGUGAUGAGGAGAGUCAUCGAAUGGCACUUACCGCCAGACCGGAAGUAGGCGCCAUCGUCACGUCGGAGAGGACACUCGAGCUGCUUCCUGGCACGCUCAGCGCUAAAACCGUGCAGGCUGAUACCUUGAAUCAAGCUCUCGCUGCCGCGCAACCUGGAUACAGAGAAACGAGUAUCGAGCUACAAUUGGAACCGUUCUCGUGCCCUGACUACGGAUGCCCCACGAUCGAACAAACGGUCGAAGAGUACCGCAGCGCCCUGGAGAACAACGCAUUGGGUACUGGAAAAUCUGCUUCGGCGUUCCUGAAGUUACUACCUCUAGUCAGAUCAGCCUCUCCAGAUGAACUGCAGAAGCUCCUAAAAAGUCCACGAUAUCGUCAAAUAAAACCUCAACUAUUAGAUAUCUUUGGCGCCGCCUCGACCAUAGCAGGACAUCAAGCAGCCAUGAAAAUUCUUCGACAAGACGAAAUAGGAAACGAGACUGAAAGAUAUCUUUGGGCUCUGUCUCUGUCUCCGACGCCGAAUGCAGAUAUCGCUAAAAAUAUUCUGAGACGAUCGGAAGAGACCCAUCCGAACGACAAAGUGUCAGAAACGAUAGCUUUAACCGCAGCAGCGAUGGCACGUCAUUUAGAGUGUCCAGCUAGCAUCGAGAAAGCGAGAAUCAGUUUGGAAAUCGGUCUCGAUACUUGCACGGGGGAAGAGUGCAAGCUGAAGUUCCUCAGGGCUCUAAGAAAUUUAAGAACCAAGGCUGCGAUCCCGACCUUGUUAAAAUUUGCAACGAGUGAGAAUAAAGCACUCAAUGUCGCUGCUUGGAAGGCCCUGUCAGCGCUACCCAGAGAUUCGCUGACUCCUGAAGUAAAAAAGGUAGCCAAACGAGUCUUUUACGAAAUAGGUGGGCCAAAGAGAGACAGUAGUUCUAGAACUAUAGCCUUGGAUAUUAUUCUUGAAACGAAUCCAUCGAAGGAAGAUAUCAGACACUUGGUGGAGUAUUUAGCAAACACAGAUCUCGAUUACGAGGUUCGGAAGUAUCUCAGUCAACGAUUGGAACAACUCUCUGAUAAGGAUCUUCGAUUUGCUAAAGAUCUGAGCGAAGUUUUGAGUACGUGUGGAAAGGAUAUCGUUAAUUACAACGUGUAUUCCCAGAAAGGUCUUAGCACAGCGUUCACGAGAAACUUUCUAAGGUCAAUAGAUAGUAAUGGAUCAUUGAUAACUAUUCAAGAGAUUCAGUCAGGUUUAAUGAAGCGUGGAAUAGUCGACGUAGUUCUUCAAGUUGAAGACCACGAAGAGGCGCUUUUCUCUCUUGGCCUGUUCGCGGGAGGCCUAGGAAGCUUCGUUUCGACUUCCAGCCAGGAAAAUGACAUUCAGGAUGUCGAACCAUCUACUGCAGGAAUGGAGCUCGAUUUCCUAGGUGUUGGUAUCAGGCCAUUCGUCUUCUUCUCUGGCCAAGGGGAACUUAUGAGUCACGUCUGGUCUGGAUCAGCGUCCGAACGAACUCCAGCUUUCCAGGCCUUAGCUGCUCUCCAUAACUACAACGAAUACAUUCCAUUGGCCUCGGGAAUCGUAGCCGAAGUCGACGUCCAAGGUGCGGUUAGCUUCGAUUUAGCUGGACAAAUUCAACUGAGCCUAUGGUCCAGAAACGCUCAGUCACUGGUGGAUCUGAAGGCUGGAAUUAUGAUCCAGGGAGGAACGAAAGUGCGUUCCGACUUUGUGCAGAGCAUGGCUGAGUUCUCCAUGUCGAUGGAACCGAAAUUGGAGUUGGCCACCGACGUAGACUUUUCCGGGCCGGUAUCUCUGUGCAUGAGACUUAGCCAACCAGAGAACGUGGUGAAGUAUCAGGUAUAUAAGGUUGAAAGGGUAGCUGGAAGUAGGCACAAAUUGAGAAAAACCAGGAGGAUGAGGUUGCAUAAUCCUGGGAGGUCUUAUCUGUUGAACAGAAAGAAUAACGAGAUGUGUUCGAUGGUGUUCAGUUAAUCGAUAAAGACUGUUCGAGUUUGACAUAGAACUUUAUAGAAUUUACGAAGACAGUUUUUAUCGAAGAUGUUACUUUCUUCUUCUUCCAAUCGUGUAUCGUGCAAUGCGUCGAGGAAAGGGAAUCGCGCGUGCUGCACGAAAAGGAACUGUAUAGGUAUAUUUUUGUUGUAAUUUUGUAUUUUGUAAUUACAUUUUUUCUAUUUUGUUAUAAUUUAUAUAAUUUAUGUACUCGGUACAUUUACGAUUUACGGGGAAAAAGAAAUUUUAUUCCGAUGAAAAUUGCUCGAACUCGUUCCACUUUUAUCAACGCUAUUUGUUUUGCAACUCACUUUGAUUCGAUUUUUUAUAGUUGAAUGACCCUUAAUAAUUGAAUUAUUUCAUAGCCUUUUACAUACGUGCUUUGCAUAUUUAAAUGAUACACUAAGCGUAGAAGCUAUAACGAUUCUCAUCAAUUUUAUUCAAAAUAUCUAUGAGUAGUACACAAAAUAUUACUUUAAAAUCGAUAUUAACAAGCAAAGAAAUAUCUAAUACAUUGUAGAGAGCUAAAAGUAUAUCGAGUUACUUAUUUUUUGAUGAAUUUAUAAUUUAUGAAACCUAAUGUAAUGCAUGUUUUAUACAAGGAAUAUUUUUAUUCAGAUAUUGCUAGUUCAGAGAAUAUUAUGUGUUGAAAGAUAUUAUAUUUUAUGAUAUAUAUAGGAAGAGCUGGAAGAAGGCAGAUCUGGAAUUUAUAGAAUGUAUUGAAGAGAAAUGGAAAUCAGAAAAAGUUUAUACAUUUUCUAAAUUAAAUGGAGAAAUUUUAAUUUAUUUGUCGGAAUAUGAGAUAAGAGGUAUAAAAGUUGAUCUUGCAUAAAGAAACGCAAAGUAAAUCGUUGGAAUAAAUUGAUUGAAACAUAAGGAUUAAAAAA
This is a messenger RNA of Bombus huntii, 5640 nucleotides long. RefSeq names its product microsomal triacylglycerol transfer protein (gene Mtp). NCBI's taxonomy places the organism in Eukaryota, Metazoa, Arthropoda, Insecta, Hymenoptera, Apidae. Gene Ontology annotation, biological process: lipid transport; lipoprotein metabolic process. The record is from RefSeq and is a predicted model, not a curated record. The transcript has 4 exons. Gene Ontology annotation, molecular function: lipid binding. Gene Ontology annotation, cellular component: Golgi apparatus; endoplasmic reticulum; basolateral plasma membrane. The coding region runs from base 2477 to 4735 and encodes 752 amino acids.